CAGUGCCACGUCGGCAGUGCCCCACCACCAUGACGGGCUCAGUUCUGGGCAUGCCAGGCCAACUGGCCAAUGAGUCCAUUGCCGAGUACCGACAGCGUUUCGAAGCUCAGCUCGCACUGAUCGAGGCUGAGGAACAGCGUCAGGCGGCAGUCGAGGCUGCCCGCCUACAAGCUGAAGCGGCGGCAACAGCUGAAAAGCAGCGGCUUCAAGCCGAAGCAGAAGCAGAUACCCAGGCACGCCGCAAGGAGGCCGAGGAUCUGCUACAACGGCAUGAAGCCACCAACAUCGAAAAGCUCAAAUUCUGGCAUUUUGACCCAUCCGAGCAGCACGAAGACGCUACACCGGAAGAGCAGCACAAGGAGUUCCUUGCCAAACUCGUGACCCGGUUGGUUUACACGUGUAACCACCUGCAGUCCGAACUGGCGAAUCUCCGACGGGCGGUGCAGAACCACAAGGGUCUGCACAAGGAUGCUACACGGGCACUUGAUUCCCGUGUACAGGACUUGGAGCAAGUUGCACCAAGACCAGAUGCUGGCGAGUCCAGCAGUGCACCCUCUACCCGCCAAUUGGAAGAACGAGUUGACCACGUAGUCGCAAUGCUCAGCGAAAUCAGCACCUUCGCUGCACCAGCAACCAUCAGCAAGUUGCUGGACACCUUGAAGACCGAGGUUCAGCAACUGCACCAGCGGCCCAACAAGGAGGGCAACACUAGUGCGCAACACUACAAAAUGCCGACAUUCCAAAUCGAGAAGUUCGAUGAUUAUACGCAUCAAGACCCAGUCGCAGAUAUGAAAGAUAAGAUCUCUUCGGAAGAGUUAACAAGGCUAUGGAAGAAGCGGUUCAUCGUAGACGACGCCCCGACGCUCGCCAUCAACCGCCUCUUCGCUAUGACGCAAGGCAACACAUCGACACGCGACUGGCUCACGGAAUGGCAAAAGAUCGUGGCGACGCCCGAUCUCGAAUUGCCAUUUUCGCAUCUGCGCCGGGAGUUCUACAACCAGUCAUGUGCCGCCUUGAGCCUUGCACUUGGUGAUUGCGAGCAAUACGCAACCUUCGCCCAAAUCAUCGACAAGGCAAGGGAGAUCAUCAAGACCAAUAGGGCGGUUGCACACGAGAAGUCGGCAUGGCAGCCAACCUAUGUGGAGAAAGGAAAAUUUGGUCCGCGUCGGCAGCAUGUCGCUGCAGUCCACUCGGACAACAUUGUGGAAGACCCGGCAGCCACCCAAGCAUCACGUGAGGGAGAUCUGGUGGCUGUUGUCCAACGGCGAAGCAACAACAACUCCCGAGGAAAAGGGAAGGCGAAAACCGCAUCGCCGGCCGGAAACGGACAGCCAGCACCAUGGGUCAAGUUUCACUUGACCGAGGCCGAAUACAAGUGGCGCGGUCGCCGGAGUUUGGACGAGCAUGUGGAGCACCUGCGCACCGUUUUGGAACGGCUACGACAAGCCAAGUACAAAGCCAACCGCAACAAAUGCGAAUUCGCGUGGCAAGAGAUGGAGUACUUGGGACAUUAUGUGACGCCGCAAGGCAUCCGUCCGCUUGCGGACAAGAUCGAGGCCAUCUGCGUAUGGCCCGAGCCCACCAACACCACAGACGUUCGCUCAUUCAUGGGGUUGGCAGGCUACUAUCAACGCAUCAUCACCGGGUACUCAAGGAUUGCCGCACCUAUGACGAGAUUACAAUCGCCAAAGGUGCCAUUCGUAUUCGAUGACGAUGCACGCCAGUCAUUCCAAGCACUUAAGACGCCCAUGCUCAUGGCACCCGUCCUUAGCAUCUACGACCCCACCCUGCCAACGAGAGUGACAACCGAUGCUUCCGGCUAUGGCAUUGGGGCAGUCUUGGAACAACACGACGGCGACGACUGACACCCUGAAGAGUAUUCCAGCCACAAAGUGCUUCCCAUCAAUUC
This is a messenger RNA of Chara braunii, 1909 nucleotides long. Lineage: Eukaryota; Viridiplantae; Streptophyta; Charophyceae; Charales; Characeae. The record is from the annotation of a GenBank genome assembly.